Hydra vulgaris (swiftwater hydra) is the source of this 1722-nucleotide messenger RNA. Its product is annotated as lipoyl synthase, mitochondrial. The record is from RefSeq and is a predicted model, not a curated record. Gene Ontology annotation, biological process: lipoate biosynthetic process. Gene Ontology annotation, molecular function: lipoate synthase activity; 4 iron, 4 sulfur cluster binding. Gene Ontology annotation, cellular component: mitochondrion. NCBI's taxonomy places the organism in Eukaryota, Metazoa, Cnidaria, Hydrozoa, Anthoathecata, Hydridae.
UAAAAAAAAGGUUGUAAUAUAAUAACCGGACGAAUUUGGAAAAAUUAGAUUGUCUUCUAGAGUUAUAAAACUUACUAUUAUUUAUAUUAAGUUUGAGUGUUAUUAUAUUGAUUUGACGUGUAGUGCAUAUGUUGCAUCAUAUGAUAAUCAAAGGAAAAAAAAUGUUUUUUUUUUGAAAUUUACUGAUGAUUGCGAUUUUCAAGGUCAUAUGCUCAUGGCUGUUAAACUUGGAAAUAUUGUUCAAUUUUGGAAACAAAAUGUUUUUGUAGUUGGAAAGUACUUUCAUGUUAUUUAUCGAAAUAACUCUUUUUUAAAAGACGGGCCUGAUUUAAAAGAUUUUAUUGAGAAUGCAUCUUCAGAGGAAUUAGUUCGUAAACCUGGAGCAAAGAGAAUAAGGUUACCUCCCUGGCUAAAAACUGAAAUUCCUGCUGGUAAAGAUGUUUAUAGAUUAAAAAACACUCUUCGAUCAAUGAACUUAUCAACAGUGUGUGAGGAAGCAAAAUGUCCAAACAUUGGUGAAUGCUGGGGUGGUAAGGAAGGCACUGCUACUGCCACAAUCAUGAUUUUAGGUGAUACAUGCACUCGAGGUUGUAGAUUUUGCUCAGUAAAAACUUCACGUCAACCACCUGCUCUUGAUCCUAAUGAACCUAUAAAUACAGCUAAAGCAAUUUCAAGUUGGAAUUUAAAUUAUAUUGUUAUCACUUCUGUUGAUCGAGAUGAUUUACCUGAUGGUGGUUCAAGCCACUUUGCAAAAACUGUGCAAGAAGUAAAACGACUAAAUCCUAAUCUAAUUGUUGAAUGUUUAACACCUGAUUUUGCAGGUGAAAAGAAGCUUAUUUCAACAGUUGCUAGUUCUGGUGUAGAUGUAUAUGCCCAUAAUAUAGAAACAGUGGAAAGCCUAACAUGGUUUGUGCGCGAUCCUCGUGCAACAUACAAACAAAGUUUAAGUGUCCUAGAACAUGUAAAAACCAAUUUUCCCAAAAUAUUAACUAAGUCUAGUAUAAUGGUAGGUUUUGGUGAAAAAAGAGAGGAGGUUGUGACAACAAUGAAAGAUCUAAGAAAUGUUGGUGUGGACUGUAUUACCAUAGGACAGUAUAUGCAACCAACAAAAGGUCAUGCUAAAGUUAAAGAGUAUGUUCAUCCAGAAGUAUUUAAAUCCUGGGAGUUAAUUGGAAAUGAAUUAGGGUUUGCAUAUACUGCAAGCGGACCUCUUGUUCGUUCUUCAUAUAAAGCUGGAGAAUAUUUUUUAGAAAAUUUAGUAAAGCAGAAACAGAGAAAUGGAUGAUAUUUAAAAAAUAUUUUAAUGUUAUUUUUUGUUUUUAUGACAUAUUUUACUUAUAUAUUUUUAUUAAAAGUUUUGUUUCAGUCUUGAGUUGUUUUUCCUUGGUUUUAUUCGAAUUAUCUCUAAUUCUUUUUUUAAUAUUAAAAUUGUAUAAAUAAAUAAAUUAUAAUGGUUUUCUAUCCUAGCUAGUUUUUGCAAUCCCAAAACUAACAGUUUUUUCUGUCUUGUCUCUUGACAAAUUUUUUUUAUGUAUUUAGCUUGUUUUUCAGAAAUUGUUCAAAAUUUUGUAAAUAUUAAAUUUAAAAUGGUUUUUAAUAUAGCAUCAUGUAACAAUAUCUCUGAGGUUUCAAAAAGGUUUACAAACUGUUUUUUUUUUUACUAUUAUCACAAACUAUAUUUAUAAUAUGUAACUAUAAUUACAAUAAAAAAAUUUUAUCAAA